Vigna unguiculata (cowpea) is the source of this 806-nucleotide messenger RNA. RefSeq lists its product as uncharacterized. The record is from RefSeq and is a predicted model, not a curated record. Gene Ontology annotation, biological process: intracellular protein transport; endoplasmic reticulum to Golgi vesicle-mediated transport. Lineage: Eukaryota; Viridiplantae; Streptophyta; Magnoliopsida; Fabales; Fabaceae. Gene Ontology annotation, cellular component: endoplasmic reticulum membrane; endoplasmic reticulum.
UAAUUUGCGUGUCUGUCCGUGGAAGAAGCACCUCUUUCAUUGUAAUUGUAAAGGAAGAAAGAAGAAAGAAGAAGAAGAAGCAUCAUCGGAAGCUGAGAUCUAAUCUAAUGGCGCUAGAGUGGGUUGUGCUGGGCUACGCCGCCGCCGCAGAGGCCAUAAUGGUCAUUCUCCUCACGAUCCCCGGCCUCGACGCCCUCCGCAAGGGUCUGAUCGCGGUCACCCGCAACCUGCUGAAGCCGUUCCUCUCGGUCGUCCCCUUCUGCCUCUUCCUCCUCAUGGACAUUUACUGGAAGUACGAGACGCGUCCCAGCUGCGAGGGUGAAUCCUGCACCCCCUCCGAACACCUCCGCCACCAGAAAUCCAUCAUGAAGAGUCAGCGCAACGCUCUUCUCAUCGCCUCCGCGCUCCUCUUCUACUGGCUCCUCUACUCCGUCACCAACCUCGUCGUCAAGAUCGAGCAACUCAACCAGCGCCUCGAGCGCUUGAAGAAUCGCGACUGAAGCCACCGCAGAUAAGUCCGUUAUUCCAUCCCUCACAAAUAUGUCUUCUCUUGUUCUGCCUUCUACUUUUGCGAGGAAGAAUUCGUUUACGUCGAUUUCUUUUUUAUUUCCAAAUCCGUGUUUGCACCGUGACAGUUAUUGAGUUUAUUCUAGUGCUACUCUUUUUUUUCUAUGCUACUUCUACUUUCGCCGCCUAGGGUUUCUUUUGGGGAUUUUCUUAUUUUUCCGCUGCGGGAUCCAAUCGCGUCUACCUCGUCGCUCUAUUGUAUCGUAGGAAAGCGUGGCUUCGAUUAUUCUUCGGUGUUA